Molecule: messenger RNA, 600 nt
Organism: Nicotiana attenuata
Lineage: Eukaryota; Viridiplantae; Streptophyta; Magnoliopsida; Solanales; Solanaceae
Exons: 3
Coding region: 86-553 (155 amino acids)
Source: RefSeq, a predicted model, not a curated record
GACUCGAGGGAGAGGCCGAGAUAGCAUAGCUCGUGGAGGCAAGUCCUUAGUUAGGGGUAGGGGUAAUUCUGCUAUUCGUGCAAAUAUGCCUUCUAUUCCCAUUCCCAUAAUUAGUCCUCAACAAGGUGGUACGAGUUCUUUAGCUGGGCAGAAUCACAUAAAUCAAGUAAAAACUUUAGCUCCUAGCAGUACGACACCCGUUCAAACAUCAGGUCAUGGUAGUACCCCAACUAUCCAUUCUGAAUCAUCUCCUAAUACACCUGAUCAGAGCAACCCAAUAGGUGAGGGCAUAUCUACUCAAAGCAACACAAUUGGCGAAGGUGAUUGCACCAGUAGUCGCGGGAAGCGAACACUUGUUACUCUUGCUCCUACAGGGUUAGAACCUAGUGGAUUAUGCUCGACAAAUAUAUUUAAAUCUUUCAAGCAUGAACUUGAUCCCAAUGGAAUCAAUUGGAAAAGUGUCUCUGACGAGAUAAAAAACUUUUAUUUGGGAGAAUUCAAGAAGAAAUUCUAUGGGGACUCUUCCAUUGAUAGUGCAGUGAGGAGCCAAUAGGAGAAUAAGGCAUCAAUAAGGUACAAAGAUUUCAUUUCCAAAAUGAA